Gigantopelta aegis is the source of this 748-nucleotide messenger RNA. RefSeq names its product thioredoxin domain-containing protein plp1-like. Gene Ontology annotation, cellular component: cytoplasm. NCBI's taxonomy places the organism in Eukaryota, Metazoa, Mollusca, Gastropoda, Neomphalida, Peltospiridae. The record is from RefSeq and is a predicted model, not a curated record. The coding region runs from base 61 to 687 and encodes 208 amino acids. The transcript is spliced from 6 exons.
UUCGGUAUUUGUUUAUACGAGUUAUCUCUCUUCGUACGUUUACAAAAUAUUUGUUUGGAAAUGGCGGCGACCACUAACGAAAAGGCAACGGCAAUUGUUGAAGAUGAAUCAUUGGUGGAAGAGCAAUUAUGGGACGAGCUAGAAAAAGAAGAAAUGCCUGCAGAAAUCCGUGAAGCACGACUACAACUAUUGCAAAAACAAGCCAGACAGUUUGGAAUGCUGAAGGACAAGGCUCAUGGCUCAUACACUGAACUGCAAGAUGAAAAGGCAUUCCUUGAUCUGACCACAAGUACAGAGAAAAGUGUUGUUCACUUUUUCCAUGCAGACUUCAGACGGUGUGCAAUUGUCGAUACUCAUUUAGAGAAACUUGCAAGACAAUAUUUUGAAACCAAAUUUGCAAAGAUAAAUGUUGAAACAGCAAAGUUUUUAGUGGGGAAAUUAAAGGUGCAGAUGUUACCAGCAAUAUUCUGCUUCAAGAAUGGGAUCGUUUGUGACAGGGUGGUUGGCUUUGAGGAGCUUGGCAACACUGACGGUUUCGGAACAGAGGUGUUGGAGAAAAGACUUGGUAAAGCAGGAGUGAUUGAUUAUGUUCCAGAAGAUGAUGACCCAUCAAGAAAGACCAUAUUUGGGGCACGGGUUGUCCAGAAAACCAACAGUGAUAGCAGUGAUGAUGACGAUGGUUAUUAAUAAAUUAUGUGUACACUAUCUGUAAUUAUUUACAAUAUUUAUAUAAAACUAUUUACACACA